Molecule: messenger RNA, 2776 nt
Organism: Condylura cristata (star-nosed mole)
Lineage: Eukaryota; Metazoa; Chordata; Mammalia; Eulipotyphla; Talpidae
Gene: DNAJC11
Product: DnaJ (Hsp40) homolog, subfamily C, member 11
Exons: 16
Coding region: 214-1779 (521 amino acids)
Biological process (GO): cristae formation
Source: RefSeq, a predicted model, not a curated record
CCGGCACCGCGUCCGGCUCACCUGCCCGCCCUGGCGGGGUGACCGACCGACUCGUCUCCCCGACCGGCGGCUUCGGGCUCUGAGGCUCCCACACCAAGGUCAAGGCCACCAGGAACCUCCCGGGUUCUGUCCGGGCCCGGAGCCUUCUGUGGGGAUGUUCCACCUCCGAGAGCCUCCUCGGAGGAGCUGAAAGCGGCCUACCGCAGGCUGUGCAUGCUGUACCACCCCGACAAGCACAGAGACCCCGAGCUCAAGUCACAGGCGGAGCGACUGUUUAACCUCGUCCACCAGGCUUAUGAAGUGCUUAGUGACCCCCAAACCAGGGCCAUCUAUGACAUCUACGGGAAGAGAGGCCUGGAGAUGGAAGGCUGGGAGGUUGUGGAAAGGCGGAGAACACCUGCCGAAAUCAGGGAAGAGUUUGAGCGGCUGCAGAGAGAGCGGGAAGAGAGGAGGCUGCAGCAGCGAACCAAUCCCAAGGGCACCAUCAGCGUGGGCAUCGAUGCCACUGACCUCUUUGACCGCUACGAGGAGGAGUACGAAGACGCGUCCGGAAGCGGCCUUCCGCAGGUCGAGAUCAACAAGAUGCACAUCUCCCAGUCCAUUGAGGCGCCUCUGACAGCUACAGACACAGCCAUCCUCUCUGGAAGCCUGUCGACCCAGAACGGGAACGGAGGAGGCUCCAUCAACUUCGCACUCAGGAGGGUCACUUCUGCGAAGGGGUGGGGAGAGUUAGAAUUUGGAGCUGGGGACCUGCAGGGCCCUUUGUUUGGCCUCAAGCUGUUCCGGAAUCUCACGCCAAGAUGCUUUGUGACGACACACUGUGCCCUGCAGUUUUCGUCCCGCGGCGUCCGGCCCGGCCUCACCACCGUGCUCGCCCGGAACCUGGACAAGAACACAGUGGGCUACCUGCAGUGGCGCUGGGGCAUCCAGUCGGCCAUGAACACCAGCAUCGUCCGCGACACCAAGACCAGCCACUUCACCGCGGCCCUGCAGCUUGGGAUCCCUCACUCCUUCGCCCUCAUCAGCUAUCAGCACAAGUUCCAGGACGACGAGCAGACCCGCGUGAAGGGCUCUCUCAAGGCGGGUUUCUUCGGGACGGUGGUGGAGUACGGAGCGGAGCGCAAGAUCUCCAGACACAGCGUCUUGGGCGCGGCCGUCAGCGUCGGAGUCCCACAGGGCGUUUCCCUCAAAGUCAAGUUAAACAGGGCCAGUCAGACCUACUUCUUCCCCAUCCACCUGACGGACCAGCUGCUGCCCAGCGCCGUGUUCUACGCCACCGUGGGGCCCCUCGUGGCCUACUUCGCCAUGCACCGACUGAUCAUCAAGCCGUACCUGAGGGCUCAGAGAGAGAGGGAAUUGGAGAAGCAGAGGGAAAGCACAGCCACCGACAUCCUACAGAAGAAACAGGAAGCAGAAGCCGCUGUGCGGUUGAUGCAGGAGUCUGUCCGAAGGAUCGUCGAGGCAGAGGAGUCCAGGAUGGGGCUCAUCAUCGUGAACGCCUGGUACGGGAAGUUUGUCAACGACAGGAGCAGGAAGAGUGAGAAGGUGAAGGUGAUUGACGUCACGGUGCCCCUGCAGUGCCUGGUGAAGGACUCGAAGCUCAUCCUCACCGAAGCCUCCAAGGCGGGGCUGCCCGGCUUUUACGACCCGUGUGUGGGGGAGGAGAAGAACCUGAAAGUGCUGUACCAGUUCCGGGGCGUCCUACACCAGGUGAUGGCGCAGGACGGCGAGGCCCUCCGGAUACCCAAGCAGUCCCACAGGAUUGACACGGACGGGUAAACUGCUGAGAGAGCAGAGUAGAGAGAGGCUGCGAAAACUCUUCCUGGGAGUCUAAAAUUUGGAAGCAAGGGAAAACCCAGAUACCAGACGUCUCUAUUACCCCUGUAGAAGGCGGCGCCGGGCUUUACGCGAAGGCCGCGCAGCCCCGCGGGGUGCUGUGGGAGGCGGAGGCCGCCCGCCGUCCGCCCCCCAGGAUCGCGGCCCUGGGGCGAGGCGCCCCGGUCCUCCGGGCUCCCUCCCGAGCGGACGGCGCCCCGUGUCGCCUGCCCCGCGGUAUUUAUGGAAACCCCGCCCUCGCACGACGUGAGCCACCGCCGGCGCCAGGCCGGACACCAGGCGGCCGGCGCAGAGGCGGCGCCCGCGGCUCUCCGGAUGAGUGAGCUUCCCGGGCCGCCGCUUCCCGCCAAAUGCCGCUCAGUGAACCUGGAGAGGACCGCGUGGGUUGAUAAAUCUGCUUUUUAUCUGAGAGUGAAUGGUUUUGGAAAUGAGUUUCUUUUCUCCUCCCAGAACUUCUCAAAGCAUUCCGCAGGCACGGGCUUGGCAGAGUGGUGUCCUCCUGCGCCUCUCCUGGGCCACCCCCAGGGCAGGGGGAGCUCCGGACCAGGGCUGAAGGGGCCUGGGUUCGCCCAGCACCCACUGCCCCAGCCCUGGCGGCCUGCUACUCGCUCCAGGUGGCCAGCAGGUGGCCCCAGGCCCCGGCGCCCCACCCCUGGGCCUUCACGAGCCUCUGGGCCCCAGACCCCGUGCUUGUCCUGACUUCCCUGUGAGCAGAGGGGCCCCAGUGCGCCCACUGCCGCUGUGGCCGGGCUCACGGCUCACACCCUCCUGCCCGGGAGGCCCAGGUGCCCGGUUCUGUGGGGCCGGCACCACCCCAGCCCACGCUGAAGGGGCGGUGCAGGGUGCUGUGCCAGCUAACCCGACGACUGCGUGUCCAUCUCCCUGUUUGGAAUAGACUGUACAGAGGCGCCUCCCCCACAAUAAACUCUCCUGGACACCA